Columba livia (rock pigeon) is the source of this 4724-nucleotide messenger RNA. It is a transcript of the gene MATCAP2, whose product is annotated as microtubule associated tyrosine carboxypeptidase 2. The transcript is spliced from 7 exons. Bases 142 to 1677 code for a protein of 511 amino acids. NCBI's taxonomy places the organism in Eukaryota, Metazoa, Chordata, Aves, Columbiformes, Columbidae. The record is from RefSeq and is a predicted model, not a curated record.
CUUCGCUGAGGUGUCGAGGCCGCCAUAGCCCGCGCCGCGCCCGGCGCGGUUCGCUGCCUCCCUCCCCGCCCAGGGGGCGGGAGCCCGCCGCCCGCCCCGGCCGAGCCCGCCGCGCAGCGGGAGCCGGCGGGACAGAGCACCAUGCUGGAGUCCAUCCGCGUCACCGAAAAACUUCACUGGCCUAAAACAGAGCUUUCUAAGAAAACAGUCCUGAGCCCAGAAGAACAUAAGCUGAACAUUAAUAACGAAAACAGCCUCCAGCACCCACCUUCUGGGAUCCUUAAGGACAUUUUCACCACAGGAACCAGCAGCUACAAUGUCCUUCUGCAGAGCAAAGAGGAGAAGAAACACCACGCUCAAAAGCAGUCAGCUGCUCACCACAAGAAACACAGAAAAACUGCCAAGUGUUCUGCCACCUCGCGAAGCAACGAGCACCGCAAAAUCAAAGUCCCGCUGCCCUUGCUCAGCAGUGGCUGGUACUGCACGAACGGGCAGCCGCCCGUCAUCCUCACCAGCCCAGUGUCCACCAGCACAAAGUUUACAAACGGUAUUUCAGUUGCGGGAUCACCGCGACCCAGAAGUAGAGCUAAGAGGCAUUUUAACCUAGCAAAGCCAAAGCAAUCCCAGUCCUCAAAAAGUCAUGGAAAAGAGGGGGAGAUCUCUGGCCAAAAACUCUGUUUACUGACUGCAAUCAAGCCUUCCAAUGUGGAGAAAGAGAAGAUGAAAUUCUUCCAGUCGGAUUUCACAUACGAUCCUCAGUUUGAAUACGCAAACCCAGCUUUGCCAAAUGUGUUAGCUAAGCACAGCCAUGCAGAUGACAGAUUUCUUAAGCAGUCCAUUAACAUUAUGGAGCGGACACUGCAGAAAUAUGGAAGCUACGAAAAAUUUGAGCAGGCCACUGGAGGCAGCUUGCUGACCAAAAGUCGCAUCUGGAAUCAUGUCAGGAAGUAUAUGGUGAAAGAAGGCUGUCUUGGUGAGAUUGUGGUACAUCUCACGGAGGACCUGUUGUCUCGAGCCUCAAUGACAGUGGUGAAUGGCCGCCCCACUCUCACUAUCAAUAUCUCCACUGCACGAGAGCACUGGCUGGAAGGGAUGCUGAGACAUGAAAUCGGAACUCAUUAUUUUAGGGGUUUUAACAACAACAGCCAGCCUUGGUGCAACCGGAACGGACGCAGAAAACAUGGGUUAAAACCAAUCAACCCUACAGAAGAGGGGCUGGCGAGCAUUCACAGCGUCCUAUUCCGCAAAGACCCUUUUCUAUGGAGAGCUGCCCUGCUCUACUACACAGUGUAUCAGGCUAGCCAAAUGUCCUUCAGCCAGCUCUUCCAGGACGUGGGGAAAUUUGUCAAAGACCCCAAUACUAGGUGGGAUUACUGCGUACGAGCCAAGAGAGGGUGGACUGACACAUCACAACCAGGCUGUUUCAACAAGGAUCAGGUAUACUUGGAUGGAAUCCUCCGAAUCCUGAGAUACAGGGAGUCCAUUGAUUUCCAUCUUCUGACAGCCCUUGGAAAGAUCUCCUAUGAGGAUGUGGACCGCCUGAAAGGAUUAGCUGUGAUUGAGAACAUGAGGGUACCACACUUUCUGCAAGACCAUGCCCGGUAUAUGGAGCACUUGGAAAAGAUCAUGGAAGUCAAUGAGCUGACUGAUGAGGAGCUCCAGGAUCUCAUAAAUUAACAGUAUUAGCCCACCAUUCACUUAUUCUUUGCAACUGAGGAUGUAAAACUGGACUUCCCAGAUCUUACAAAAAUGAACUUAUGAGGGGUGGGGCUGGAGGGAAGGGUGGCUGGAAUUUGUGGAAUUAAAAAAAAAGUCCCUUUAUGUUCCUUUUGUAUUGUGAUUGUAUACUGAUUCUUUUUUAAAGAGUUUGUGCAUUUUUAAAAAUUUGGCUUAGGAAUUCCUUUGCAGUGAUCUGUCCAAUCAUCUACUCUGUUUUAUAUGCUAGGUAUAGUGCUUGACACUGUCUUUUGUAAGAUGCCGCCUUUUCCCAUGCAGGUUUAGAGACGGAGGAAAGGAGAAAGAGCAGAAAUUCCCCCUUAGUUCACUUGUUUUAGCCCUGUCUUCAGUCAUAGUUUUCACAGUUUGUAGCAGUAGAACUGCUGUAGAUUUUGCUACAUCACUAUCUGUAUAACUCUUUCCCAUUUGGUCAUCAUUGCAAUGAGAAAGGAAAAUCUAUAAAACACUGUGCACUGAAGCAGGUCUGUGCGCCAUAGGAUCAAAUAUCUGUAAUGCUAUAAAAAGAUUUGUUUGUUUGUUUUUUUACUGGGAUCUGUAGCUUCUUUUUUUUUUAAAGUUAGGUUUUGCUGUUUUAAUGACUGUAAGGAGGUAGCAAAGUUAUCCUAAUUAUCCCCUAAAAAAGUUACACUGUUCCACAUCUUUAUCUGCAUAGCAUACAUUUCAGGAAGCUGAAUUCUGGGCAGGGUCUUUCUCCUUUGAGGGCAAGCAUAGCAUGUCAAGGAAGUUCAACACGGCAGUGUUUUGGAAGAAGGAUCGGACAGAACUGCGCUUUCAUGACUGACAUAUUUUAAAUAAAUUCAGGAACACAGGGGCAUGACUCAGCACAGCAAGCAGCACCAACUUCUUCUGUGGGUCACCUGAGCCUGCAGGGGGUCAAGUCACUUUUUGAAGCAGCACCUCCAUGCUACAGCAAGCUUGAGCUUGCAGAGCGUGUUGAAGAAACAAGAUGUGAAUGGGGGGAAACCUAGAAACACAAGUGCCCUAUUCCUGUGUUCCACCAGAAGUGCUGCAACACUCUGAAGCAACCUUACCUCUAUUUUAACUGCCGGUGCUAUAUCCAGAACCAAGAAGAGAAGGCACCUCACUGUGAACCAUGGCUAGUCACAUGAGGAACAGCUUACAUGACGCAGGAGGGCUUCCUACAUAAACUACAUUUUCUGAUAUCAGAGUAUUAUGGAAUUAUCAAGGCAAAUUGAGUUUUGCACAUAUUAAGUAUUCUGACAAAGGGUUUGUUUUUGUUUUUUUAGUAGACAGCAUUUUACCAGGGCUUCUCCAAACUCCUGGAAAGCAGCUAUGGUAGAAGAGUCUGGGCAGGAGCAAGCAAGAGCCUCAGAAAGGGCUUCAGCUGUUUCUUCCCCUUCUGCCUUGACCCACUAGUAAGAGGCCCAGUAUUGAAUACGGAAAGUAGAUGGAGCCAAGGUUUCCUCCACACCACAUUUGCAAGGAACCUGAGCUCUGGUAUCCCCUCCCUGCUUAUCCUGUUCUUUAAUGAAACUGAUGGAAUAACUCUCCCACCCAGGACAUUAUCAGCCAUUGCAGCAAAGCCUUGAGGAUGCGUUUUAUGAUCUAUAGGAAAAUCUGUGAGGAAAAAGCUCUAAGUUGGUCAGAAGGUUUUUGAAUAAUCCCAUGAAAGCAGCUUCUUUUUACAUAGGAGUGCAGGUGCAUUUGCAGUGGCUGGCUGACUGCUUCAAAAAAGAAAAUGCACUCAACAAGCAUAAAUUUACUAAAUUCGGUUACUUUCAAGGCAGGGACCAAGAACUGCUCACAGCAGCCUUAAUUUUGUAUUGUCAAAAUUCUACAUGAGCUGAAAGCCUUUCAGCCUCUGCAUGCUAAAAUAAAAGUAAUUUUUAUCUCCCUCCCCCCCUCAGGCUGUCUAGUUUGGUCACUGGUGACUUUGGCUGCCCAACUUUUAGAGCUGCACUGUGCAGACGUGGUGUUGCAGCAGCCUGACAGGAAUCAUUUGCAGUCACGCACCCACAUGCUCCAGGCUUCGGUUGCUUUGCCAGAAGCAGCAAGAAAGCCACACACGGCUGAGGUCAAGUCAAAGAUUGCAGUCAAAAGCUGGUUUUGGAGUAGAUCAGGCGGAGAUGAUUCGAGCUACACCAUGAAAUAAUCUGGCUCACUUUGCUGACCCAGGGUAUGUGAAAGGGCCAGUCCUUUCUGAAAGGGACAAUUUUGAACUUAUUUUUUUGCCCCCUUUACAGGAGAGAUACUUGCCUUCCCCCAGUGACUUCUACAUAAGCAAAGUGCUUUUCCCUCCCCCCCCCCCCCAGUAGUAAUGUCUUAUAAUCUAAGUGUAUGUACAUAAUGUGUCCUUGAAACCAGGAGACAGUGCUAGUCACCCUGCUUUGCCACAAAAUACAGUUCCUACAGCCCUUUGUCCAUCAGCCAGUUGACUCUUUUACCACUUUGUAGCCCUAAACACUACUACAGGGAUUUUUGCUUUACCCUGAGAACUGUGACAUUUUCUCCAAAGCAGUGGGUGCCAUUUAACUUCUUUUCUGUUCUGUUUCUGCUCUAGAAAUAGAUUUUUAUUGUGCAAGGUUCGAGUCUGGAAGUGGUCCAUAUCAAAGUAAUACUGUAGCCAUAUAUAAAGAUGUCAGCUUCUGUUUUCGGCAUCAGAUUUGUCAUUCCUCCUUUGUAAAAGUGUUUAAAAUUUUGAAGUGUAGCUUUUGUAGAUUUUCCUCAAUUUUUCCACAGUGAAGAGGCUGGUUACUAAGUCAUGAUACUGAAGUUCUGUAAUGAAGCGUAUAGACAGCAGUGCACAUGAGCUCAUGUCACACCGUUUCAGGAUGUCAGUGAUGUGAUGACAGCCUUUCCGAGCAGUCUGGCUCAGUUCAUUUGCUGUGUAUCCACAUGUUGCUACUUCGGUUUUAUUCCUAUACAGAAACCUGAUCAACAUUGGAAAAGCCUCCCCAUUUCACCAGACCAAUUUUAAAAGGUGUUUUAUACAACUUUCACAAAUAAAGAUAAAUGAAAGAAUGACA